AUGCUGUUGUAUCAGAAUAUGAAUCAGAGACAGCGUCAGUUGUAUGAUGAAGUCAAAAACGCGAAUGGAGUGCUCUUUCUGGAUGGGAAGCAGAUUGACGAUGAACAAACGAAGGCGAUUGCUGAAGCACUCAAAGUGCACACGAAGCUGACUGACCUCUCUCUGGAUGGGAAUCAGAUUGGCGAUGCUGGAGCGCAGGCGAUUGCUGAGGCACUCAAAGUGAACAAGACGCUGGCCUCGCUCUCUCUGGGUGUGAAUCAGAUUGGCGAUGUUGGAGCGCAGGCCAUUGCUGAGGUUCUCACAGCGAACAAGACGCUGAAGGAGCUCGGCCUUGAUCAGAACUUCAUUUCCGAAAAUGGCAUCAAUGUUUUGAAACAAAUCGGCGACAAAACGUUCUUCCUUUCGGCGGACGAUCAGAGCAAGCCAUCAUCUGCUCAACUGCAAGAGAUGGCGUCUCGCGCCGCUCAAACCCGUCCCAGCGUGCUGCUGUAUCAGAUUAUAAAUCAGAGACAGCGCGAGUUGUAUGAUGAAGUCAUGAAUGCGAGUGGAACGCUCCAUCUGUUUGAGUAUGAAAUUGGCGAUGAAGAAGCGAAGGCCAUUGCUGAAGCACUCAAAGUGAACACGAAGCUGAGUUGGCUCAAUCUGGCUGAGAAUCAGAUUGGCGAUGUUGGAGCGCAGGCCAUUGCUGAGGGUCUCACAGUGAACACAACACUGACCGAGCUCUUUCUGAACCGGAAUCAGAUUGGCGAUGUUGGAGCGCAAGCGAUUGCUGAGGCACUCAAAGUGAACACGAAGCUGACUCUGCUCAGCCUGGACUACAACCAGAUUGGCGAUGCUGGUGCGCAGGCGAUUGCUGAGGCACUCAAAGUGAACAAGACGCUGACCGAGUUCUACCUGGACGACAACCAGAUUGGCGAUGCUGGUGCGCAGGCGAUUGCUGAGGCACUCAAAGUGAACAAGAAGCUGACAAAGCUCGAUCUUGAUCAGAACUUCAUUUCCGACAAUGGCAUCAAGGCUUUGAGACAAGUCGGCAACAGGACAUGCCAGCUUAAUAUUUUGAAUCAAAGUACGCCUUCACCUGCUCAACUACAGGAGAUGACUUCUCGCGCCGCUCAAGUCCGUCCAAGCGUUCCAACAACUGAAGUUCCGCAAAUCACCCGUUCUGCAGCCGCAGGCGUGCCACACGCUGCUCCAAGUUCCAGCCACGCUCCAUCUUCUUCGACGCCUCCUGUAUUUGCCUCCAAACCCCGUGGCAGCGCGAACGCGGGUCCCGCGAAACCAACUGACUCCACCGAAGAGAUCCGUCAACUGCAAGCUCGCAUUGCUCAGCUGGAGCUCGCUCAGCAAGCACCAACAACAUCUGCCGCACCCAUCCUCUCCACCAUUCCGCGAGUGUCGUUGCAAGUUCUGUCGCAAGCCACAACGCAGUUUUCAGAGUCCAAGCGCAUUGGUGGAGGUGGAUUUGGCAGCGUCUACUCUGGUGUGUGGAGCGGUCAGCGAGUUGCGGUCAAACGCUUGGCAGCAGAUUCAACUCAAGGCGUCGCUCAGUUUGAGGCCGAGCUCGAAGCCCUCUCGCGUUUCCGUCACCCGAAUAUCGUCACCAUCAUGUGCUAUGCCCAGGAAGGCAACGAGCGUUGCUUGUUCUACGAGCUGAUGCCAAACGGAUCUGUUCGCGACCGUCUCGAUCGCAAGGGUGGAGCGCUUGCACUGAGCUGGCAGCAACGCCAAAGCAUUGCCACCGGUGUUGCAAAUGCUAUGCACUUUGUGCAAACUGCCAUUUCGCGUCAGCCGCUGUUCCACCUGGACCUCAAGACGGACAAUGUGCUGCUGGACGCUCACUUCAACGCAAAGGUCGCCGACUUUGGUCUGACGCGCUCAGCACCAGCUCAAGUGGAUGCUCACAGCUCCAUUCGUACGCAAACGGUUCAAGGAACACUUCAGUACAUUUGCCCUCAGUAUCGCGACGAAGGCAAGGUUUCCAUCAAGACAGACGUGUACUCUUACGGCAUGAUUCUGCUUGAGCUUGUUACUGGGCAACAGCCCAGCAUUGACCUGCUCGCCAAUGUUCGACGCGAGCUGAAAAGAAGCCGCAAAAUUGAUGCGGUGCUUGACAAGGCGAUUGACUGGAGCCCUCAAGACAAAGAAUCGGCUCAAGCCAUAGCGGAGCUUGCGGUUGAUUGCCUCGAGCAAGCACGAGUUGACCGACCGUCGUUCGGCGAGAUCCUGAGACGAUUGUCGGGGGAAGAAGCUGAAGUCAACGAGGAAGAGGCUGUUGCAGGCAGCGAACGCGAGUGCUUGCGUCAAGACAAGUGCAUGAUUUGCCGAGUCCUUCCGACCACCUUUGAAACUGGCAAAUACAACCAGACUUUUGUUCCGUGA
This is a messenger RNA of Capsaspora owczarzaki ATCC 30864, 2379 nucleotides long. RefSeq lists its product as hypothetical. The transcript has 14 exons. The coding region runs from base 1 to 2379 and encodes 792 amino acids. Gene Ontology annotation, molecular function: ATP binding; protein binding; protein kinase activity. Lineage: Eukaryota; Filasterea; Ministeriida; Capsasporidae. Gene Ontology annotation, biological process: protein phosphorylation. The record is from RefSeq and is a predicted model, not a curated record.